AUGAUAUACGUUCUUGCUUUCCUAAAAUAUUUAAAUCUUAAAAACGCUUUGUAUAAGGUUCAUUUUCGUUGUUCGAAAGUUUAGAAAGGUAACUUUGUUGGUCGAUAUCUUCCUCCCUCAAUGUAGUUAUUUGAAAAUGGCUGACGAAAUAGCGAAAAGAAAUUUUAGUCAUAUUUUGACGAACGUAGGGCGAAAAUUUGACAUCUUGCAAACUAAGUGGACAGGCAAUAAACUUUUUGAGGCGAAAUUCCGGACAGAAAUUCCGAGAAAUAACGAUGAUUACAAUACUCUAUGCGAUCAGUGGGUCGAUUUAUUUUCCCAAAUGACAAACACUGUGUGGGUUAAGAAAAUAUCGAAUACGGGACCGAAAAUAAGAUUUCGCAAACAGUAUCAAUGCUGGACGCAGCCAGAACAAAUUAUCAAAAAGGAACUGUUGUUUGACGCUCGAAGGUGUAGGGCUACUAUUGAUUUGAAAGUUUUGGCUGAUAGCCCACAAUCGAGGAAAAAAUUGAAACAUCUGAGAAUUGGCUUAAAUGUUGUAGUUAAGAUGAAUUUCUCCCAUCUCCAUGAACUGGACACCUCCAAGGAUUUUGCUUUUUUUGUUCACCUAUGUGAGCCGCUUCCUGAGGUUCCAAAGCAGGCUGUGCAACCGAAUCCCAUGCUUCCGCAACUAGUGGCGAAAAUGGUGGAAAAAGGUCCAAUAACUUCAAGGAAAGCGGCCGAACGUGCAGAAGAAGCCGUUAAAAGACAGUGUUUACAGUCGUCAUUCCAAAGUAAACCUUUAAUGGACAGUACAUUGAAUACCUCGACACCAACUGUGCAAAUACUUCAAAAUGUUCCUCUCAAUAAUGUCACUACAGACAAUCUCAACCCAAAAAAUCAGUCUUAUACUCAAAUUGUUGUUAAUUCGCCAGAUGGGCAAGCCACAGAAACAUUUUUAAUGUGCCAACAGUUGAUGUUUGAUGCAUCCUCUCAAAUUAUACAAGAAGUCAUUCCAUUAACGACUUCCAGUUUGGCAGGUGAUACAUAUAUACAAGUGCAAAUACCCGACUUGAAUGGAGGAACACUUUAGUGACUUGCUCAUUUAUAUAAACCGGACCUAAUUUAUUUUCACACUAAACGUAUUAAUAAAAGAUAA
Messenger RNA from Cylas formicarius (sweet potato weevil), 1138 nucleotides. RefSeq lists its product as uncharacterized. Lineage: Eukaryota; Metazoa; Arthropoda; Insecta; Coleoptera; Brentidae. Bases 137 to 1072 code for a protein of 311 amino acids. The record is from RefSeq and is a predicted model, not a curated record. The transcript has 2 exons.